This is a messenger RNA of Sitodiplosis mosellana (orange wheat blossom midge), 2569 nucleotides long. RefSeq names its product dnaJ homolog subfamily B member 3-like. Gene Ontology annotation, cellular component: cytoplasm; nucleus. Gene Ontology annotation, molecular function: protein folding chaperone; protein-folding chaperone binding. The transcript has 2 exons. The record is from RefSeq and is a predicted model, not a curated record. Lineage: Eukaryota; Metazoa; Arthropoda; Insecta; Diptera; Cecidomyiidae. Bases 1356 to 2066 code for a protein of 236 amino acids.
GUCACUGCGAUUCGUAAUGCAGUGCAUCUCUUUCGUCGAUGCCAAUUUAAACAAUGCCAAACAGUCGCAAGACUCAACUGAAUCUCUAUUUAUAGAUGCAGUUUUUUUUUUCAAAUCAGUUUUAAUUUUGGCAUUCAAAGCGUAAGAAUGCAUCCAAAUCUAAGGCAAUUUGAAGGAAUCAACUAAAAAGCCGUAUGCAAAGUAUGUUUAAAAAGUGAUAUUGAGUGUUAGUGUGUUGGAGUCAACGACAACGACGGCAACGACGACGUCGGUCGGAGGGGAGCAUUCGAAUGUUCAUUGCUCUGUUCGUUGGCUCAUAGACGUCCGUUGUGUGUGUGUAUGGUAUUGGCAUUGUAGUUGGUAUUUGUGUGUGUGGGGCGCGAAUGUGUCGUGUCGUGUAAAAAGCAAAAGUUUUUAUACGAAAUAAAUUUGUGCUCUGAAAUGGAAUAAACAAAAGAAAUCAGGUAACAUCACAAUACUGUGGGCCGCAACUUGAACACCACCAACAACAACAACAACCACAGCUAACAGCAGUAAUAAGAAAAAAGAAACGAGAAAGAAGAGAAAGACCUGCAAAUAAGCGGUCGAUGACUAAAAGAGAAGAAACACACAUCGAACCUCACCGAAAACACACGUACUGUCGUCAUCUUAGCGUGUAGUGUGUGAGAUAGCCGUUGUGGUGUGUGCACAAAAAGCAACCAACGUAACUGGUAACAAUAACCAUAGGCAAUGCAGUGGCGGUAACAUCAGCGUGGUUAUUCGGAAUUUCAGUUUGAAUCAUCAAGCUCAACAUUUCAGUUUAUUUUACUGCUUUGUUUCGUCUUCAGUUUAACGAAUUUCGCGUUUCGAAGCAAAUCAAUUUUUUACGUUUCGUGUGUGAUUUCAAAAGGAACCCGAAUUGAAUGUUGCGUUCAAGUGAAAGAGUAUCAAUAGAAACGUGUACAUCAUUUUCAUCGGUGCGUUCAGUGCAGGCAGAAGUGUUUUUUUUCGGGUGGUACAACAGAUCGAGGUGUUUUCGUCUGAUUUUUUUUUUUACGAAACCAAAAAGUAAACACGCACACAGAGGAAAGAACAAUGCACCAGUAGCGUUGACCGCUUGGGAACAACAACCACAGCCGCAAAAAAAAAGAACGAGAAAAAAAGAGAAACAGUUGGGCUAUAAAUAAUCAUAUAAUUGCACCUACAACAACGUGAAGGUAGGAGCGUGUUCGAAGAAAGGAAACAAAGGCGAAAAAAAAGACAGGAACAAAGGAGAGACGUAGCGUUGAACGCGUACGUUAAGAACAACAGCUGUGGUAUUUAUUAAAUUAUAAUAAACCUUUUUUUUACGGUAAAUUCGAAAGAACAAACAAAACAUGGUUACCUAUUAUGAGAUUUUGGAAUUGGCGCAGACAGCCAACGAUGCUGACAUUCGUAAAGCCUACAAAAAGCUAUCGCUCAAAUGGCAUCCCGAUAAAAAUAACAACAGCACCGAAGCGACCAAUAAAUUUAAGCAAAUCUCCGAAGCGUAUCAGGUGCUAUCGGAUGAUAGCAAACGACAAACGUAUGAUAAAAAACUACGGCAUGAUGCACGUCGUAAUGCAUCACGACGUGCCCGUUCAACGACAAAUACAACACACGAUCCAUAUACAUCGCCAUUCUUUACAUUUAAAUCAGCGCAUGAUAUUUUCCGUGGAUUUUUCAAGGAUGAAGCUGAUAUUUUCAAUACCGAUCCACGGUCCAAACAUUUUGGCCAAAAUAUUGUUGGCGAAAGUCGACGUCAAGCAGCAGCAGCAGCCGCCGCCGCAACUGCAUCAAAUCGCAAAGAACCACGCAGUUUUAUGUCAUUCAUGUGGGACCCAUUCACCGAAAUCAAUGUGACAAAUAAUAACAGUAAUAACAAGACAAACACCAACACCAAUGGCAAAACCAAUGAAAUCCGAAGGGGAACCUAUACACAAACCACAUUUGGCAAAGAUGGACAACAAACUACAACGAAAAUUGUCAUUGAAAAUAACAUUCAAACCACAUACCGAUAUGAGAAAAACGAACUGGUCUCAACAACCAUUAAGACUCUAGUACACUAACUGCCUUAAGACUAAAUCAUAUAAUUUUUUUUUUCCUCGAACUUUUUAAUAUAUUGCGCGUAUUGUGAGCAAUAUUUUUGUUCGGAAAAUUAUAUGUUGACUGUUUUAUGUUAAUUAUUAUUUUUUUUUGCUCUUCUUCGUUGCCUUAUUGCAUUAACAAACACUGCGAAUUAAAUUGUUAAGGCUUAGGUCAUUUUUACCUCAAUCAUUUAAUUUUAUGUUCGUCGGCUUUCAUUCGGUUGCUAUUGCUCUGGACAGAGCUGAAGCGUAUGGUUCCAAAGCGGGCAGGGGCAAAGUGAACGAAUGAAAGAGUGAACAAAAAACACAUUUUUACCUUCUUCUCGCCUCUAAACCUAACUUGUAGUUCAAUUUUUAUUCGAUUUAACGACCAAAACGUAUGGAUAAUAUUUACAACAAAAAACGUACAUUUUUAAGUUAUGUUUUAAACGAUUUUCGCUAAUAAAUUAAUGGAUGUUUUCAUUCGAAACGAAUGAAUAAUCGAA